UUUAUAUUCUAAAUAUUAUUGUGGAUAUGCAUAAUCGACUAAUUAGUUGGUUAAGGAUUAGGAUGAAACUGUAACUAAACUUUAGAUGAGGCAUAAUAUUUUGAAUAUUUUGAUGCUAAUCUUUAAAGCAUACUUAUCUUUAUUUACUAUAAAUUUCGAGAACACAUCUAAGUCAUCCACAACAGAGUUAAAUAUAAUUAUUCUACUGGUGGCAAGCGUGAGAGAGUAUGCAUGCGGUAGUAAAACACAGUACAUGAUUGGAUAGAUUUUGGUGCAAUAUACAAGGUGUAGCAUAUUAUUAAGGAAGGUGCGACGAGAAAGUUACAUACUGGUAAUUCUUGGUAAAUGGUGGAGGUUUGAUUCAAAUCUUCAUACCCAAAUAUAUUUGUUACACUUAUAAAAUUAUAUUAAUUGUGUUGAAUUUAUUUCAGGUUCAUAAUUAGUAUACUAAUUAUACGCUGUGCUGCAUUCAUCAUUUUGAGAGCAUUCUAUUUCGAUUCAUAAGGAGGAGUAGCUUCAGUUUUGAUCACAACUAAAUUAGUGUUGUUAUAUCAGGAUGCCGCCUAGAAGAGAUACCUCGAGAAAUAAUGCAGGAGGAUAACAGAUCGUGAUGGACAGGGAAACUUUCUUGGACAUGGUUAGGGAGGUAGCUAAUCAGCAAAGGCAGAAUCCUCCUGGUAAUGUGCCCAAUCAGGAAGGCCAGACUAUGUUUGACCGUUUUAUGAAGCAGCGGCCCAAUGUUUUUAAGGAAGCUAAACACCCUAUGGAUGCUGAGGCUUGGAUUGAUCACAUGGAGAAAAUAUUUCGGGUCCUAAAUUGUUCUGAGGAGGAGAAAGCUCGUUUUGGUAUCUACCGUCUUGAGGGGGAUGCUAGUACUUGGUGGAAGUCAGUGGUGGCUUCUCAUGCAGCUGGGUAUGAGGACACUCUCACCUGGAAUGUGUUCAAGGCACAUUUUGAUCAGAGAUAUUUUCCUGCUAGUGUUCGGGAGGAGUAUGCUCGUGAGUACCAGAAUAUUGCUCAGAAGGAGGAUGAGUCUGUGGCAGAUUUCCAGAUUCGAUUUCAGAGGUUGGCUAAUUAUGCUCGGUCUAUUGCUGGGAACGAUGCUGAUAAAAUUAUGAAGUUCAAGUGGGCUCUAAAGACUUCAAUCCGGAAUCAUAUUAUCGCCAACCGCUACACCACUAUGGACAGCUUAGUUGAUAGUGCCAGGGACCAGGAGCUUCAUCAGGCUGAUUUUCGUAAACAAAAGGACAUGCAGGGUCAGAAGAGGAAGAGAGAUGAUGAUCCGCCCAAAUUCCAGAAUAAUGGUGGAUCUUCGGGCGGAUUUAGACAGAACAAUCAGAGGUACAACACCCGCAGCUUUCAGCAGAAAAAUGGGAAUCAGGGGAAUCAGCAAAACAGGUCAGGCAAUCAAUCUGGGAGUCAGUCAGGCGGUCAAACUGGUCCGAAUGGAGGAAGGUCUGCUUGUGCACACUGUGGGAAAAUGCACAGUGGUGUUUGUCACUGGAUUUCCAGAGCAUGUUUCAAUUGUGGCCGUCAAGGCCAUACUAUCAAGGACUGCAAGGCACCAUUAAAGAAGUCUGGGGACCAGAAUAAUAAUACUGGGAAGAAUGAGCAGAAAAGUUCUGGACGCGUUCUUAUUUGA
Molecule: messenger RNA, 1642 nt
Organism: Daucus carota subsp. sativus
Lineage: Eukaryota; Viridiplantae; Streptophyta; Magnoliopsida; Apiales; Apiaceae
Exons: 4
Coding region: 611-1642 (343 amino acids)
Molecular function (GO): zinc ion binding; nucleic acid binding
Source: RefSeq, a predicted model, not a curated record